AUGUUACGCGUUAUUGCACAGCAAGGUUUGACUGCUAGAAUUCUUGCUCGUGUGUUGAAGUUGCGUUACCUUAUUUUCGGUGCUGGAGUUGGAGGGGCGUAUACCAUAAACCAGAAAUACGAGGACAUAAAAAACUCCCUACCCAAUUUCGGUUACUUGAAGAAUUAUCUACCAGAGGAAUCAGAAGUCCAAUCGUUGUUUGCAACUCUAAGAAAUUCAUUAACAUGGACUUCUAAGGACUCCCCGCAUGCCAAUGCGGAACAGGUGGAUGCAUCAGCGUCGGAUCAGGGACAACCUGGAAUACCUAGUGAACAAAAUAUUUCGGCAGAUGAAAUUGAAAAGUUACGAAAAGAGAAAGAGGAAAUAAUCGAGGACCUUAGAAAUGAGCUUAUUAAGACCAAACUUCAGUAUCAAAAGGCUCUCAAUGAUCAAAAAAAUGAAAACAGGAAUCUACGCAAACAGCUCCUUCUUAAAUACCAAAAAACCACUCAACCGGAUCGAAUUAAAAAAACGCUAAUUGACAUGUAUUCCGAGGUUCUCGACGAGCUAUCCAAUCUUGACACAGACUAUAAUAUGCAGGAUCAUCUGCCGAGGGUCGUGGUUGUUGGUGAUCAAAGUUCGGGAAAGACGUCAGUUUUGGAGAUGAUUGCUCAAGCGCGUAUUUUUCCACGGGGAUCUGGUGAGAUGAUGACCCGUUCUCCCGUCAAAGUUACCCUCUCUGAGGGUCCCUACCAUGUGGCCUCCUUCCGAGACAGUCCCAAGGAAUAUGAUUUGACCAACGAGGCAGAGCUUGCAAGCUUGCGAAAUGAGAUAGAGCUUCGAAUGCAAGGUCUCGUUGCGGGCGGCAAGACCAUUAGCACUGAAGUGAUCUCGCUUAGUGUCAAAGGUCCUGGUUUACAGCGUAUGGUUUUGGUUGAUCUGCCCGGAAUUAUCUCUACUCAGACCACUGGGAUGGAGGUCGGAACCCGUGAGAGCAUUCGAAAACUCGUAAAGCAGUACAUGAAUAACCCAAAUGCUAUUAUUCUUUGCAUACAAGAUGGUAGCAUUGAUGCUGAACGAAGUAAUGUGACUGAUCUAGUUACUUCAGUCGACCCUCAAGGAAAGCGAACAAUUUUUGUGCUAACGAAGGUUGAUCUUGCUGAGGCUAACCUCUAUAAUCCAAAUCGAAUCCGUGAAAUUCUCGAAGGGCGACUGUUUCCUAUGAAAGCUCUCGGAUACUACGCUGUUGUUACAGGAAAAGGAUCCAAAGACGAGAGUAUCGAAAGCAUCAAAGAGUACGAGUCUGAGUUUUUCAGAAAGUCGCGUCUUUUCCGAGAGGGAGCGCUCAAGUUGGCCCAGAUGACCACUGAGAACAUGAGUAAGGCGGUGUCUGAACGGUUUUGGAAGAUGGUUAAGGAUUCUGUGGAACAGGAAGCGGACACCUAUCGAGCUAUACGCUAUAACUUGGAGACCGAGUGGAAGAACACUUUCCCAUACAUCCGUGAAAUGGACCGCGAGGAGUUGUUUGAUAAGGGUCGAAAUGAGAUCUUAGAUAACCUCGUCAGUCUCAGCACCAUACCCUCGGUGACAUGGGAGAAGAAGAUCAAGGAGCGCCUCUGGCAGAAACUUCAGUCCUACGUGUUUGAACACAUCUUUGAGCCUGCACAGCUGAAGACCAAUCUUGGGUCCUACCAGACCUUUGUGGACGUGCUGCUCCGCGAUUGGUCACAGCACGAGCUGCCCCAGACCUGUGUACAGGUGGGCUGGGAAGUCCUCUACGAUGAGUUGGAGCGGGCUGCAAAGGAUGCUGAGCACUCGCGCGGCUAUGAUCAUAUCUUCGACAAACUGAAGAAAGAGGUCAUUACGCAGACUCGAAAUCGGCAUCAAUGGGAUGGAAAAGCUAUCACGCGAUUGGACGAUCACACGGUGCACACGAAGGCCCAGUGGGACGCUGCCGUGAACUUCCUAGAGGACGCCCUCUACGCUCGCAUCAAGGAAGUGAAUCAGCUUAUCUCUGAUCUGCGAGGACCGGGUCUGCUUUCGCGUUGGGUGCAUUGGACCAAUCAAACGGAUGAGCAGCGAAAACGAAUCGCCGCAAUCGACGAAAUCCUUCCCAUCCUUGCCUCACAACAGCAACCAAGCAUUGAAAUGUCCUCCGACGAUGUCACCACAGUUCGGCGAAACUUGCAGGCCAAGAAAUUCGCCGUCUCUAACAAAUUCAUUCGGAAAACCUACGCUCCCUUGGUAAAGCAAGUGAACCUGGCGCACGCCCUCGCGGCCUGUCAGUACUGCCGCCGGUGCUUCUACUUCUACCAGCAGGGCUUCAUGGCUCUAUUGGGUGAGGAGGAGGUCGAUCAGCGCCUGGAAUUAGACGGUGAGACCGAGGUGCUACCUUCGUCGAAAGCGCCGCCACCACCUCAGCCCUCCCCUCGGGUCGCCACUAGGGGUUCCGCCCGCGUCGCCAGCGAGGAUGCCCGACAGCCACAUACCUACAUCGACGAAGAGGGCACCGCGAGCGAGGCGGAGAAAACCUUUGUCCCUUCCCCCGUCGCCGCCUCUUCGCCUUUCAAUGACUACAUUGAUUGUCGCGACGUGGUGCUCUUCUCACGCAUCCUUCGUAUGAUGGACGCAUCCAGCAACUCGCUCAGACAACAACUGGUCAACGAUGAAAUCAGGCGAAUGGAGCAACAGGUGAAGAUGGUGCUGAACGAGAUAUCAGAGGAUCCUCUGCUUCUCAGCGUCCUCCUGACCGGCAAGCGUGUUCAACUGGCCGAGGACUUGAAACGAACACGACACAUUCAGGAAAAGUUGGAGGAGUUUAUCGCUGCUCUCAACAACAGUGACUAA
Echinococcus granulosus is the source of this 2826-nucleotide messenger RNA. RefSeq names its product Dynamin-like protein. Gene Ontology annotation, cellular component: mitochondrial membrane; cytoplasm; microtubule. Gene Ontology annotation, molecular function: GTP binding; GTPase activity; microtubule binding. Gene Ontology annotation, biological process: mitochondrial fusion. NCBI's taxonomy places the organism in Eukaryota, Metazoa, Platyhelminthes, Cestoda, Cyclophyllidea, Taeniidae. Bases 1 to 2826 code for a protein of 941 amino acids. The transcript has 21 exons. The record is from RefSeq and is a predicted model, not a curated record.